ACAAGACACUUCAGAAGAAUUGAUGUCCUCUCAUCCACCUUCUACCAAUAAUGACGUGAGCCAGCUUCCAGCUGAAGAUUCUAAUCCUGAAAUAAAACUUUCUUAUUCAGGGCCUUUUCAAAAAUUGAUUGGCGUGAACAAUUGCAAACACGCAUGUAAUCUACCAGCGACUGAAUCUCAAAUUUCUGACUCAAAAACAAAGAUUUUAUCGGAAACCAAGAUUAGUAUGCCAGUUAAACCUCAAGCAUCUGAUGCCUCUUCAAACUUGAAAACUGAGGCGAGUAUGUCAUUCAUGUCGCCACCCGAGACAAAGACCCUACCUAGAAAACAGAUUAAUCCAACUUGUGAUCGUUCGCGUCAAGAGGAUGCAGAUGCAGUGAGCAACUAA
Messenger RNA from Dentiscutata erythropus, 388 nucleotides. The record is from the annotation of a GenBank genome assembly. Lineage: Eukaryota; Fungi; Glomeromycota; Glomeromycetes; Diversisporales; Gigasporaceae.